Molecule: messenger RNA, 1251 nt
Organism: Aphis gossypii (cotton aphid)
Lineage: Eukaryota; Metazoa; Arthropoda; Insecta; Hemiptera; Aphididae
Product: tigger transposable element-derived protein 1-like
Exons: 2
Coding region: 1-1251 (416 amino acids)
Cellular component (GO): nucleus
Molecular function (GO): DNA binding
Source: RefSeq, a predicted model, not a curated record
AUGGUGGAGAAAACUGAAAAAGCCUUAAAUAUUUGGAUUGAAGACCAGACCCAAAAAAAAGUUCCUCUCAGUUCUAUAAUUAUACGGGAAAAAGCUAAACAAAUUCAUCAGCAUUUUACAAGUUCAUCGCAGGAAGACGGCAAAAACUCGUCGUUUCUUGCAAGCAAAGGCUGGUUUGAAAAAUUCAAAAAUCGGUGUAACCUUCACAAUGUCAAGCUAGUCGGCGAGUCUGCCUCUGCAGAUCAUUUAGCAGCUAAGAAUUUUCCGUUAGAGUUGAAAAAUGUUAUUGAACAGGGAGGUUAUACACCUGAACAGGUAUUCAAUGCAGACGAAACUGGUCUUUUUUGGAAAAGAAUGCCAUCAAGAACUUUUUUAUCAAAAAAUGAAAAAACAGCACCCGGAUUUAAGGCUGCUAAAGAUAGACUAACCUUAUUGCUUUGUGCCAAUGCUUGUGGUUUUAUGAUGAAGCCAAUGGUCGUUUAUAAGUCACUUAACCCAAGAGCCUUCAAAGGUAAAGAUAUGAAUCACUUGCCUGUGUUUUGGAGAGCAAAUAAUAAAGCUUGGGUUACAGCACAGAUUUUUAGUGAUUGGUUUAAGAACUGUUUUAUUCCUCAAGUGGAGACGUACCUAAAAUUAAAAAAUCUCCCUUUUAAAGCUUUAUUACUGAUUGACAAUGCCCCAGGCCAUCCUUCCUCAUUAGAACUUCAGCAUUCUAACAUUAAAGUCAUGUUUUUGCCUCCAAAUACCACCUCACUCCUUCAACCAUUAGAUCAAGGGGUGAUCGCAGCUUUUAAGGCUUAUUACUUAUGGCCGGAAGUUGUGUUUUUCGAUAAAAUUGACGAUCUGAGCACCACUGUGAAUCAAAUCGUAGGAAUUGCUCGAGACGUAGAAGGUUUUGAUGAGAUAAAUAGAGACGACAUAGAAGAAAUGAUGAAUAACUAUGAUCAAGAACUUACGUUGGAGGAGCUGGAAGAAAUUACCGCAAUCCAAAACGAACCAAAACAAUUUAACCAGGAAGAAGAGGAAGAAGAGCCUGUGAAGCUGGAUUUUUCCUCUAAAUCAAUCAAUGAGAUUUUUUCAUUGGCAAACCAACUGACUGAACGAGUUCUUGAGACAGAUCCACUCACUGAAAGAGCAUUAAAGUUCAAAAGGGGAAUCCAAGAACUGUUGGUGCCAUACGAAGAAAUUCGCAAAGACGUAGAAAAUAAAAGGAAACAAACAUCUAUUACUAAUUUUUUCCAUCCUUCUUAA